AUGAGUGAUGUGCUGAGUUUGCCCAAGAGCUACGUGAACACUCCGAUUGUCGGUGUGAAUGGUACAAAAACAGCCGUGAAGUUCAAGAUCAACGCAACAGUGAAGUCGAGAGUAACAGGCUACGAAUUUUCUCUGGAUUAUCUGGUAGUACCUCGCGUUACUGGAGCUCUACCUUCGUUGAAACUCGAUGCUAAGGAUUGGCCGAUUCCCAGUGACAUACAGUUGGCCGACCCGAGGUUCUUCGACCCCAGUCGGAUUGAUAUGCUGAUAGGAGCUGAGCUGUUCUUCGAUUUGAUGCGGGCUGGCAAGAUUCGAAUGUCGGCUGAAUUACCAUGGUUGCAGGAGAGUCUUCUUGGGUGGCUGGUUGCUGGGCCCGUGGGCAAUGUCCUAAGCGUUGUGAGCAUUCAAGGCUACCAAGUGAUUCGCACCAGCAGUAACAACGAGCAGUUGAACGAGCUGAUGAAACGCUUUUGGAUGAUUGACGAGCAGGUAAUUGAGUCUUCGGAGAUAGACGAGUGUGAACGCCAUUUUGUAGCUACACAUAUUCGAGGAGACGAUGGGCGGUAUGUUGUCAAACUUCCGUUUCGUGAAGGAUCCGGCGAGCUCGGAGAUUCGCGAGUACAAGCGGAAAAGCGGUUCAAGGCGUUAGAAACCAGAUUGGAGAAGUGUCCCGAUACCAAGCGAAGAUACGGAGAUUUUAUUAGGGACUACAUUAGGCUUGGACACGCAAGGAUUUUGAACGAUUCCGAGAAGGACGCGGUCGGGGCUUACUAUUUGCCCCAUCACUGCAUAUUGAAGCCCGACAGUUCAACCACCAAAUUGCGCGUGGUGUUCGACGCGUCUGCGAAAACAACGACCAACUUGUCCUUAAAUGACGUGUUGAUGGAAGUACCAGCGGUGCAGAGCCCAUUGUUCGACAUUCUGCUACGAUGGCGCCUGCACAAGUACGUUUUCUCGACCGAUGUGCAGCGCAUGUACGAGCAAGUGAAAGUAAAUGAUGAACACACGAAGUACCAGAGAUGUGUAUGGCGAGACGAGCGAUCUCAGCCAUUGAUGGAUCUGGAAUUGCAGCGGGUAACGUAUGGGUAA
Molecule: messenger RNA, 1089 nt
Organism: Armigeres subalbatus
Lineage: Eukaryota; Metazoa; Arthropoda; Insecta; Diptera; Culicidae
Exons: 1
Coding region: 1-1089 (362 amino acids)
Source: RefSeq, a predicted model, not a curated record